Molossus molossus (Pallas's mastiff bat) is the source of this 1376-nucleotide messenger RNA. RefSeq names its product phenylalanine hydroxylase (gene PAH). The coding region runs from base 18 to 1376 and encodes 452 amino acids. The record is from RefSeq and is a predicted model, not a curated record. The transcript is spliced from 13 exons. Lineage: Eukaryota; Metazoa; Chordata; Mammalia; Chiroptera; Molossidae. Gene Ontology annotation, molecular function: iron ion binding; phenylalanine 4-monooxygenase activity. Gene Ontology annotation, biological process: L-tyrosine biosynthetic process; L-phenylalanine catabolic process.
UCACCGCGGGAGCCAGCAUGUCGACUGCGGUCCUGGAGAGCUCGGGCCUGACCAGGAAACUCUCCGACUUCGGCCAGGAAACAAGUUACAUUGAAAACAACUCCAAUCAAAAUGGUGCCAUAUCACUGAUUUUCUCACUCAAACAAGAAGUCGGAGCACUGGCCAAAGUCUUGCGUCUAUUUGAGGAGAAUGACAUAAACCUAACCCACAUCGAAUCCAGACCUUCGCGGUUAAAGAAAGAUGAGUAUGAAUUCUUCACCAAUCUGGAUAAAAGCAACCUGCCUACUCUGGCCAACAUCAUCAAGAUCUUGAAGUACGAGAUCGGUGCCACUGUGCACGAGCUUUCCCGCGAGAAGAAGAAAGACACAGUGCCCUGGUUCCCAAGGACCAUUCAAGAGCUGGACAGAUUUGCCAACCAGAUUCUCAGCUAUGGGGCGGAACUGGAUGCCGACCACCCGGGUUUCAAAGAUCCCGUGUACCGAGCACGACGGAAGUACUUUGCUGACAUCGCCUACAACUACCGACAUGGGCAGCCCAUCCCUCGAGUGGAGUACACGGAGGAGGAAAGGAAGACAUGGGGCACAGUGUUCAGGACCCUGAAGUCCCUGUAUAAGACCCACGCUUGCUACGAGCACAACCACAUCUUCCCGCUUCUGGAAAAGUACUGUGGCUUCCGCGAAGACAACAUCCCCCAGCUGGAGGACGUUUCUCAGUUUCUGCAGAGUUGCACUGGCUUCCGCCUCCGACCUGUGGCUGGCCUGCUCUCCUCUCGGGAUUUCCUGGGUGGCCUGGCCUUCCGGGUCUUCCACUGUACCCAGUACAUCAGACAUGGGUCCAAGCCCAUGUAUACACCCGAACCUGACAUCUGCCACGAGCUGCUGGGACACGUGCCCUUGUUUUCAGAUCGCAGCUUUGCCCAGUUUUCCCAGGAAAUUGGCCUCGCCUCCUUGGGUGCACCGGAUGAUUACAUUGAGAAACUCGCCACAAUUUACUGGUUCACUGUGGAGUUUGGGCUCUGCAAACAAGGAGGCUCCAUAAAGGCAUAUGGUGCUGGGCUCCUGUCGUCCUUCGGUGAAUUACAGUACUGCUUGUCGGACAAGCCGACUCUCCUCCCGCUGGAUCUGGAGAAGACAGCCAUCCAGGAGUACACGAUCACAGAGUUCCAGUCCCUGUACUAUGUGGCUGAGAGUUUUAACGAUGCCAAGGAGAAAGUCAGGAACUUUGCUGCUACAAUCCCGCGGCCCUUCUCAGUUCGUUAUGACCCAUACACCCAAAGGAUUGAGGUCUUGGACAGUGCCCAGCAACUGGAGAUUUUGGCUGACUCCAUCAACAGUGAAGUUGGAAUCCUUUGCAGUGCCCUCCAGAAAAUAAAGUGA